CUCUUUUUUCCUUCCCUUCCCCUCUUCACCCACUGCACACGACAUCACCAUGACGUCCAGCUCAGUCCUCGGUUUCCCGCGCAUCGGCCCUCAACGUGAGGUCAAGAAGGCCCUCGAGGCUUACUGGUCGGACAAGAUCAACGUCGACGAGCUCCUCAAGGUCUCAAAGGAGCAGAGGCUGCACACCUACGAGAUCAUCAAGAGCCAAGGCAUCGACUACAUCCCCACUGGUACUUUCACCCUCUACGACCAUGUUCUCGACUUCUCAAACACCUUCAACAUCAUUCCCGAGGCUUACGCCAAGUCCGGCCUCAACCCCCUCGACACCUUCUUCGCCAUGGCCCGUGGUCACCAGAAGAACGGCGUUGACUUGCCCGCUACCGAGAUGAAGAAGUGGUUCGACUCCAACUACCACUACCUCGUCCCUGAGCUCCACGAGGCCGUCGACUUCAAGCUUAACGACACCAAGCCCGUCGAUGACUUCGUCGAGGCUAAGGAGGCUGGCUACAAGGGCCGUCCCGUCCUCGUCGGUCCCAUCACUCUCCUCUGGCUCGGAAAGGUUGCCAAGGAGGCCAAGAACCCCAACCUCGACCCCGUCUCCCUCGUCUCGAAGCUCGCCCCCGUCUACGUUGAGCUCCUCAAGAAGCUCCACGCUGCUGGCGCCGAGUGGGUCCAGAUCGACGAGCCCAUCCUCUGCCUUGACGUUGCCGAGAAGUACGCCUCGGAGUUCAAGUCGACUUACGAGCAGUUCGCCAAGGAGGUCCCUCAGAUCAAGACUCUCCUCACCACCUACUUUGGCCGCCUCGACUCGAACCUCAACUUCGUCAAGGACCUGCCCGUCUCGGGUCUCCACGUCGACCUCGACCGUGCUCCCCAGCAGGUCGACGACGUCGUUGCCGCCCUCAAGUCGUCGGACAAGGUCAUCUCCCUCGGUCUCGUCUCUGGCCGUAACAUCUGGAAGACCGACCUCACCGCCCGCCUCGAGGUUGCCAAGAAGGUCGCCGCCGCUGUCGGUGCUGAGCGUGUCCAGGUCGCCACCUCGUCGUCGCUCCUCCACACCCCCUACACCAUCAAGAACGAGAACAAGCUCAGCCCCGAGGUUCUCGACUGGUUCUCCUUCGCCACCGAGAAGUGCGCUGAGGUCGCUACUCUCGCCAAUGCCGUCAACUCUGGCUCGUCGCCCGCUCUCGAGGCCAACGCCAAGUCUAUCAAGGCUCGUCGUGACUACGAGAAGAACUCGAACCCGGCCGUCCGCAACCGUGUCUCCGGCCGCAAGCCCGAGGACUCAAAGCGCAAGUCGCCCUUCUCGGUCCGCAAGCAAGCGCAGGAGGAGCGCCUUAAGCUGCCCCUUUUCCCCACCACCACCAUUGGCUCCUUCCCCCAGACCAAGGAGAUCCGUACCCAGCGUGCCCGCUUCAACAAGAAGGAGAUCUCCCAAGAGGAGUACGAGAAGUUCAUCGAGAAGGAGAUCCAGCACGUCGUCAAGCUCCAGGAGGACCUCGACCUCGACGUCCUUGUCCACGGUGAGCCCGAGCGAAAUGACAUGGUCCAGUACUUCGGAGAGCAGCUCGAGGGAUUCGCUUUCACGCAGAACGCUUGGGUUCAAUCCUUCGGCUCGCGCUACGUUCGCCCGCCUAUCAUUGUCGGUGACGUCUCGCGUCCUCACCCCAUGACGAUCCGCUGGUCCAAGUUCGCCCAGGCGCAGACCAAGCGCGUCAUGAAGGGUAUGCUUACGGGCCCCUGCACCAUCAUGGCGUGGUCUUUCCCGCGUGCCGACAUCAGCCGUGAGGAGCAGAUGUACCAGCUCGCCUUCGCCCUGCGUGACGAGGUCGUCGACCUCGAGAACGCCGGCAUUGUCGCCAUCCAGGUCGACGAGCCCGCCAUCCGUGAGGGUCUCCCGCUCCGCCACGCCGACUGGGACACCUACCUCACCGCCGCUGUCGAGUCAUACCGCAUCGCCACCUCCGGUGUCACCGACGCUUGCUCGAUCCAGUCGCACUACUGCUACUCGGACUUCAACGACAUCAUCGAGCACGUCUGGGCCUGCGACUCGGACGUCAUCUCCGUCGAGAACUCCAAGUCGGACGCCAAGCUCCUCAAGGUCUUCGUCGGCUCCAAGCCCUCGGACGCUGGUUGCAACUUCAUCGGUCCCGGUAUCUUCGACAUCCACUCGCCCCGUGUGCCUACCGCCGAGGAGCAGUACCAAAAGCUCAGCAAGAUCGUCGAGGCCAUCGGCAAGGACAAGGUCUGGGUCAACCCUGACUGCGGUCUUAAGACGAGGCAGGAGAGCGAGGUCAAGUCGCAGUUGGCUAACCUCGUCAACGCGGCCAAGCGCGCAAGGAAGGAGUUGGCUUAAGCGCGUGUGCGGGCGACUUUCGAGAUCUACUGUGAUUGUAUUUACGUGACGGUUGAUGUCCUUCAACGGGGCAUCGUGAACCUGAGGUGACGUGGUCCUCCCCCCUACUACUUCGCGAGUGGCCAUGCUAACAAGCGGGCCAGCUCAUUCUCCUGUUCUUGUCAUCUGCAUUCUUUUUUUUUGUUCCUUCGUAUCACCCCUAACGCCCAUCUGUACUUUCUUUGGCUCCACUCAAUAUACACAAGCAUUCAACAUGAAAAAACC
Molecule: messenger RNA, 2620 nt
Organism: Jaminaea rosea
Lineage: Eukaryota; Fungi; Basidiomycota; Exobasidiomycetes; Microstromatales
Product: cobalamin-independent methionine synthase
Exons: 2
Coding region: 50-2356 (768 amino acids)
Molecular function (GO): 5-methyltetrahydropteroyltriglutamate-homocysteine S-methyltransferase activity; zinc ion binding
Source: RefSeq, a predicted model, not a curated record